Trichobilharzia regenti is the source of this 2211-nucleotide messenger RNA. The record is from the annotation of a GenBank genome assembly. Lineage: Eukaryota; Metazoa; Platyhelminthes; Trematoda; Strigeidida; Schistosomatidae.
AGAGAUCCUUAAAUAAGUAUGAUAUACACAGUGAUCUGUCUAAUCAUGAUAAAAAUGGCACGGUUGAUGCAGCAUAUACAUAUACUCAUGUAUAUGUAGGUAAACCUAGAUAAACUGUGUUCUUGUCACUAAGAUCGGAAAGCAGGUAUCAGAUGUCUCAGUAAGCAGUGCAAUACAUAAUUAAUCUUGAAUUCAGUUGGGAUAAGCUUGUUGAGCACAUCAGUAUUGAUAGAAUACAGUGAAAGCAUUAUUUGUCGUACAAUUCGUUGUUUGGUCUAUUGGUUGCUUGCGAUGUCAACGAACCGUCCGUUGCAGGUAGUCAAUUCGAGUGACAGGAGCACAGAUUUAAGUGGAAUUUUUGCUGAAUACAUACUUGGAAAGCGUUUCUUCAGCUGGGAUGAAUUUGAGAAGUCAUUAGCAGAAUUUCAAAAAUUAUCCUACACUCACUAUGUUCAUAAUUGCAGCAAAACGAUGCCGGAUGCCAGGUUUAAGUACGCUUAUGUUGGUUUUAAAUGCACUUUUGGAGUGAAUCGUACAAGACCUGGAUUGAAAUUGAAAAACAAGUCGUCUAAAUGUUGCAAUUGCUCGUCUUCAUUUCGCGUGGUUUUGCAUCAUAGUGAAUACAUAAUUGCUUCCCACAAUAUGGUGCAUAACCAUCCAUGCAGCAGGGUGUACAUGCAGAAUGACCCAUGGUAUAGACGACUAACAGUUGAAGAGAAAGAAAAUAUUGAACCACUUCUUCAGCAAUCCCACUCAUCCGAUGAAAUAAUAAUGCAUGUUAAGGAGAAGUACAACAAGGAUAUAACUCGCAUUGACGUUAAAAAUAUGAAAGCCGCAGUGAAUAAAGGUAUUUCGAGUCGUCGUGACAUUUUUGAAUUCCUAAAAUCCCGUGGGAAGUUAAUGGAGUAUUAUUCCGAUGAACCGAUCAGGAAUUCACUAACAAGAAUUUGUUUUGCAACUUAUGAGCAAAUGGAAUUGUAUAAACAGUUCCCUGAAGUUGUUGGUAUCGACUCGACGUAUAAUACGAAUAAGGGGAAGUAUUCUUUGUUCCAGCUACUUGUGACGGAUAAUUUUGGUCGUGGACGACCAGUUUUAUUUGCGUGGACUAGAAAAGAAUUCAAACGAGAUGUAGUUUGGAUAUUAGACUGUUUCCGGCAAAUAAUGGAAGACACCUCGAAAACAGAAUCCUUCAUUAUGGAUUGUGCGCAAGCUGAAAUAGCAGCCGUCAAGUUAACGCACAGACAAGCGCACAUUGUUUUGUGUUCUUUUCAUGUUUGCCGAGCUUUCUGUCGGAAAGUAAGUUUUUCAAAGCAUACUUUACAUUUUAUUCGUAGACAAGAAAUCCCAUUGUGAAGAACUACUUAUGCCGUCUAGUGCAGUGUAAAAGGAGAUCAGAAUUUAAUUUCUACUUCAGAGUUAUUAGCAGAUUGGACGCUAAUGUCAGUCAAUACCUACAACGUCGUUGGAUGCAUCGACGAGAAUUGUGGGCGGCCUGUUUCAGAGAUAACGUGCUGACUUUUGGGAACGAUACAAAUAAUCGUGUCGAGAGUUCCCACAAGCAGAUGAAACGGUUUUUGCAAAGAUCUGAUAGUCUGCAUAAAAGUAUGCUAAAGGUGUAUAAAUGGCAUAAACGAAGUUUUUCAAUAAUACAGCAGGAGGCGAAUAUUGCUCAAUCACGAUGCUUCACGUAUCCCUGUUCACAAAGUUUAAUCCCAAUUAUACGGUUGCUUACACCAUACGCCGCGAGGAAGGUAAUACGUGAAUACCAAUUGCGACGAUGGGCUACUGUUGAGUUCGAAUCCGUUGAUUAUGUAUUUUUCAAAGAAAAUGGGAAAACAGUGCAGGUUGAUCUGAGUGCUUGCACCUGCACGUGCUUUACAUUUCAGACCUGUCGGUACCCCUGCCGACACUUGCUUUUGGUCCACUUAAGAAAGCCGUAUUUCACAGUUAACCAUGUGAUGCAUAAUUGUAAACAAUGGACGUGGUCACGCAACUUGUUCGCAUCUCAAAGUACGUCAGCAGUUAUCCCUCGAAAUCGAAGUAACAUAUACGAUACCAAAAAGAAGAUUAUCAAUGCGGGUAUGGACAGAAUUAAUGACAAAUUUGGAGAAGUGUUUGCCAAUGCUUAUGCAGACGGAGUAAUCGCAGGAAUCAAUCGUGUUCUUAAUAUGUAAAUAAACUAAAUUUUUGUCAUAAUGAAAAUAAAAUUUU